AUGGAGGCAUGUGCAAAAGUUGAUCCGAAAAAACUAAAUAUCCACAUUGUACCUCACACUCAUGAUGAUGUUAGGUGGUUAAAAACAUUUGACCAAUAUUACUAUGGAGGUAAGAAAAUAAUCAAAAUAGGAGGAGUUCAAUAUAUUCUUAACUCGAUAAUUUUCAAAUAUUUGAUUAUGUUCUAAAAUUUUAUAAACAGAUUCAUUUAUGUGGAAUCAGCAUUUUUCUUCAAGUGGUGGGACAAACAAAAUGAAAAAAUAAAGACAAUUGUUCGAUCCUUAAUUAAUGAAGGAAGACUCGAAAUAAUUGGUGGAGGUUGGAGCAUGAAUGAUGAAGCAGUGACCCACUAUCAGUCUAUAAUUGAUCAAUUUUCUUGGGGUUUUAGGAGAUUGAAUGACACCCUCGGAAAAUGCGCCAGGCCAAAGAUUGGAUGGCAAAUUGAUCCCUUUGGACACUCAAGAGAACAGGCAUCAAUGUUUGCCCAAAUGGGGUUCGACGGUCAACUUUUUGCCCGUAUUGAUUAUCAAGACAGAGGUAAACGAUACGGUAGUAAGACGGCAGAAUUUAUUUGGAGGGGUAGACCCAAUUUAGGCGAGAAUGCGAAUUUAUUCACAUCCGUACUUUUUAACCAAUAUAGUGCACCAGAUGGUUUUUGUUUCGAUAUUACCUGUACAGAUGAACCUUUGAUUGAUGACCCUGAUAGUCCAAAGUAUAAUAUAGGCCAAAGAGUAUAUCAAUUUUUGUCGUAUGUUAAGAGACAAUCAAGUACCUACAGGACAAAUAAUAUUCUAAUUACUAUGGGAAACGAUUUUAUCUACCAAAAUGCUGACAUGUGGUAUACUAACUUCGAUAAACUCAACAAAAAAAUGUUACGAAAUGGAGAAAAAUCCGAGGACCAAGAUUCUCUAGAAUUCCAUUCUUGUCCAUUAUUGAAUAUUAGUUCCUGUGAACACACAGAAGUUAAUAAAAACUUUAUAGUUACCGUAUACAAUCCAACGAGUCAACGUCUUAGAACUUUCAUCAGACGUCCCGUCAGAGGAAAAUCUUAUCAAGUAACAGAUUACACAGGAAACGUAGUCGUAACACAAAUAGUACCAAUUUCGACAAUAAUUAAAAGAAUUCCUGGUCGGGAAACCUCUGCUUCAUAUGAACUUGUAUUUUUGGCAACUAGAAUACCUCCUUUGGGCUAUUUUGUCAUAUUAUGUCCUUUGGUGGGUGAACUUCAUCUGACCAUGAACGAGUGGAUCAGCCAGGUUGUUAGAGUUUACGAUGGAGAAGAAAGAAUCGAAUUUAACUGGCUUGUUGGUCCCAUUGAUAUCACUGACGGUUUUGGAAAAGAAAUAAUAACUAAAUAUACAACAGAAUUGCAAUCAAAUGGUGAAUUUUUAACUGACAGAAAAGGUCGAGCAAUGUUAAAACGAAAGAGAAAUGAACGACCCACAUGGAAGUUAGAACUCGACGAGCCAGUUGCUGGAAAUUACUAUCCAGUAACGACGAAAAUUUCCAUAAGCGAUCAAGAAAGAAAAUUAAAAAUGCCUGCUCUUACUGACAGGGCACAAGGAGGCAGUAUUUUAAGGGAUGGUGAAAUUGAACUGAUGGUUCACAGAAGAUUGUUGUGUGAUGAUAAUUUUGGAGUCAACGAAGCUUUAAAUGAAAUUGCUUAUGGAAUAGGAUUGGUAGCUAGAGUAGAGCAUUCUGUGUUAAUUGGAAGUCAGUCCGAUUCAUUUGUACUUCAGGAAAAAAAUGAGGCUAUGAGGUUGUCGCUUCGACCUUGGAUUUUUAUCACUCCUCUUGAAACGACAUCCUAUGAUGAUUGGACAAAAAAUUAUAGGAUGCACAUUUUUGGUCUGGUUGAAAGGUUGCCUUCCAACAUUCAUAUCUUGACUCUAGAACCCUGGAAAGACGGAAGUGUUUUAUUAAGACUUGAACAUCUCUUCGAAGCAGGCGAAUCAAUCAAAUAUUCUAAGCCAGUUACAAUAAAUAUACAGGACCUAUUCUCAUACUUCACCGUAACCGACAAAGAUUAUGUAGCAGGAAACAAUUAUACUGUUCAUCCUAUUAAUGCUAAAAUAGGAAACGAGAUGGAAGUGUUAUUAAUGCCAAUGCAAAUUCGUACCUUUGCUGUGUAUCUCUUACCACGCGUUAGUAAAACUGAUUUCAAAUAUAUGUAAUAUUAAAGCAGA
Messenger RNA from Belonocnema kinseyi, 2184 nucleotides. RefSeq names its product lysosomal alpha-mannosidase-like. Gene Ontology annotation, molecular function: alpha-mannosidase activity; carbohydrate binding. Gene Ontology annotation, biological process: mannose metabolic process. The record is from RefSeq and is a predicted model, not a curated record. NCBI's taxonomy places the organism in Eukaryota, Metazoa, Arthropoda, Insecta, Hymenoptera, Cynipidae. Gene Ontology annotation, cellular component: lysosome.